Staurois parvus is the source of this 382-nucleotide messenger RNA. NCBI's taxonomy places the organism in Eukaryota, Metazoa, Chordata, Amphibia, Anura, Ranidae. The record is from the annotation of a GenBank genome assembly.
CAGUAUGUACAGGAGAGGAGUGUGGAGGGUAUGAUGGGGGCAGUAUGUACAGGAGAGGAGUGUGGAGGGUAUGAUGGGGGCAGUAUGUACAGGAGAGAAGUGUGGAGGGUAUGAUGGGGGCAGUAUGUACAGGAGAGAGAGUGUGGAGGGUAUGAUGAUGGGGGCAGUAUGUACAGGAGAGGAGUGUGGAGGGUAUGAAGGGGGCAGUAUGUACAGGAGGAGUGUGAUGGGUAUGGGGGCAGUAUGUACAGGAGAGGAGUGUGGGGGUAUGAUGAUGGGCAGUAUGUACAGGAGAGGAGUGUGGAGGGUAUGAUGGGGCAGUAUGUACAGGAGAGGUGUGUGGAGGGUAUAAUGGGGGGCAGUAUGUACAGGAGAGGAGUGU